Messenger RNA from Misgurnus anguillicaudatus (oriental weatherfish), 3328 nucleotides. The record is from RefSeq and is a predicted model, not a curated record. Lineage: Eukaryota; Metazoa; Chordata; Actinopteri; Cypriniformes; Cobitidae.
AAGUUCACGGGGAAAUGUGUCUAUUUCUUAUCUGAUAUUUAGCCAAUAAUUAAGUGAUCCGUGUAGCCACAAACGGGAAAUUCUGUAAAGGACGUGCAAUCUCACAUGAUGUACUACUGUAUGCUGCAUGAGAAAUUAAUCUGUCUUCAACACCUUGAAGGAAGUGUGCACGCGACACGCAGCUUGUCUGGUGAGGAGUUUCCACUGAGGGCGGUCCCACGCUCUUUUCAGGAAGUAAUGCUAUAGAGGAAAUUUUAUUUGCGUUGUAAAUACAAAAAAAGUUCCUCGUCUUGCGACCUUAUAUUCUGGUGUGGUAUGAAUUCAUUCUCACAGAUCCUCUGUCCUAAACAAGGCGACCUACACUAAACGCGGGUGCGCGUAUUGACGCGAGCGCAGAGAGAAUGGGCACCGUUACACUUGUGGAUCUUACGCAUGUAAAUUGUUCCGAAUACAGUAUUUGUCUGAAGAAGCGCAUUAGCAAGUUCUGUGCAAAUAUUGAGACUCAGCAGAAUAUCUUCAUCAUAGUCCAACAUGUGGAGAACGCAAUGGAGACGGACAGAAACUCCAUGCUGGAGGCGAUGUUUGUGGGUUUAAAAGAAGCUCCACAGCUUCUGUGCAAAAGCUCUCUUUGUGCAUCGCUGUACUCGUUUAAACAGACUAUAGACAGAGAUGAUAUUGCUGAUGUUAAGAUCGUGACUUCAACAGUCGGAAGAGAAAUAUUUCAGGUCUACAAGGAGCUCCUCUUCACCUCGGCGUAUAAUUUUCAAUACGUCAUCAUGUUUGACGAGCUGUCCUGUCCACAGAAUGAACCCACAGUCAAAACUGCUGAUGUUGAACGUGAGGUUAACGCGUUUUUACAGCACCUACCAGCGGUCAAAGGAGAUAUUACAAUUCUUAGAUCAUCUUUCAUUUCAGAUUGUUUCGCUCAUGGCUUCACAACUCGUACCGGUGGCAUUUCCUACAUCAGCACGCUGAGCUCACUAAACCUUUUCUGCAAUCCUCUGCGCAAAGACUCCAAAGCUGUUGUGUCUGAAAAUCGCCGCCGCCUUGGCCAACAGGCUGGAUUUCAACCUCAUCAGUUUAACCUCAUAAAGUGCAAUCAUGCAAGUGAUGUGUGGGUGAUGGGCAAACCAGCACCCGACAGUUACGAUGGAAUGGUGACCAACCGGGCAGGCGUUGUCAUAGCAGCACCAGGUGCUGACUGCAUCCCACUGCUGUUCACUGACCCUGUAGCAAAGGCCAUUGGAGUAGCACACGCAGGCUGGAAGGGUACCCUCAUGGGAAUUGCUAUGGCAACAGUGAAUGCAAUGGUGUCAGAGUUUGGCAGUAGACCUGCAAACAUUGUAUGUGUGAUCGGGCCUUCUGUGGGACCGUGCUGCUUUACUCUGGACCAAGAUUCAGCCAGAGAGUUUCAUGCCAUACAUCCAGAUUGUGUUAGACACAUGGAGUCACCUAGACCUUAUGUUGACAUCAGACUUGCAACCAGAAUUCUGCUGGAGAGAGGUGGGAUAAAACGCGAAAACAUUGACAGCAUCAAAAUCCAAAAUGAAACCGAUUCCACACUUUGCACUUCCUGCCGUCCUGAAUUUUUCUUCUCCCACGUAAGGGAUGGAGUCAACUUUGGGACACAGAUUGUAUAUGCAUGGAUCAAAGAGUCUCGUGAUACACAAGAAUCAAAUCAGUAAUGCAUUGGUUGAAAUGUGCAAUAAAUAAUCACAAACAACUGGAAAGCUUGAAAAGUCAAGAGGCAAAAAUGUGAGAUCCGUUUUGAAAGCCGCUCAUUGAAAUCUCAAUAAAAAAAAUUCAUUGAUAUCUGUCAGUAUGAAAACGAUUUGUGCUUUUAUUAAUUAUAAUAUAUUUGUAUAUGAGCCCAGAUGUUAAAAGGGUGUAAAGUACUGUAAGUCGAUUAUUACCAUGUAUGUGCGCUAGAGGGAGCUAGUAGAUCUAUAGAAAAACAUCAAAUGUUAUUAAACUAUAAAAGCUUGUUUUUUAUGUUGUCAUUAAACUGUAAAUUACACUAUAUUUGUGUGUAUGUGUGUCAUAAUAACAUAAACCCAAUUUUAUUUGUGAAUUCCAUGUAAAAUUAUUCACGAUCGUAUUUGCCUCAUAUUUAAUUUGGGUGAGACAGCAGAAGCAGACACCAGGGGGCGCGUCGCGUGUAUUACAUAAUGCUCGUGCUUGUUUGUUUAGUGAGAGAUACCGAUUGUGUUUGUUGGCUUGUUUUCAGGAGCCCUUCAACAGCAUCAUAAACAGACUCCAUUAACACUCAUGCAAUGUCACAAAAACAUUUCUUAUCGCUUGCUGUUGAAAAGGCUGCGACAUUGCCUGUCAAGUCAUUUAAAGAGGAUAAUAAUGUGAAAGUGUAAUGUCAUGUUAUGACCUAUACUGAAGAAAGACAACCUCUGUCAAGCUCUAUUGAUAAAACACAAUAAGCAGAAACAUGCACGUGUGCAAGUAUGAGAUUGUGAUAUAUUAUUUAUUUUGGGUUAAAAGUCUGAUCUACUGUAGCUACUGGUCUAGAAGAGAAGUAGGCUACUAGUAAACACAUGCAGUAGGCUACUGUGCAUAUUGGGCAUCUUGCAUAUAGGUUAUCAUAUCGGAUGACAAAUUCUGCAAUAGUAACAUUUUACCGUUAUACUGUAAAUUGCACAUCACUUCAGAUGGAAAUAUACAUUUGUGCUACAGCAACAAGUACCAUAAACAUAUGAUAUUCGACUAGAUCACUGUGUUUAUCUGAAAAAGUCUGAAUGUUACAAUUGCCUCCAACAUUUCUUAGGUUUAUUCACAUUUCUCAUUGUGGUAGCAUAGCUUUAUCUCUCUGGCCUUUGCUAAGUAUCAAUUGCUGCUGUGAUUUUAAUUUUCAGUGUUCCUGUAGCUUCGAUGGCAUAGCAUUGGGUUAGCAGUGCAAAGGUUGUGGGUUCGAUUAGGGAACAUUUAAAAUGCACCGCAAGGCACUUUGGAUAAAAGUGUCCGCCAAAUGCAUAAGGUGGGAUAUUUAUUUUUUUAUUUUGUGAAAUGUGCUUCACCCUCAUAUAUGACUAGACAUUUGAGAGGUCAUAUGACUUUUUAUUUUUGUGACGCCAGAGUUUCACUGGCAUUCAUGCAUUUUGGGGGACCUAGAAACAUCAAACCUUUGGUGUCCCACUUCAGGGCAAUUCACCCUAAAAUGUAAUACACAGAUCAAUACUUGACUCAUUCUGUGAUGUAUUUGUGUAAUUUGAUAGACUGUAUAAUUUAAUGUUCUCAGUCAUGUGAUUUCUUACAUUGCUUUGCUGGUUUGUAUGUUGUGUCUUUCUUUUCUCAGAUAAUAAAAUGUAUUAAUAUUUUA